Messenger RNA from Epinephelus fuscoguttatus (brown-marbled grouper), 2561 nucleotides. RefSeq lists its product as uncharacterized. Gene Ontology annotation, biological process: DNA integration. NCBI's taxonomy places the organism in Eukaryota, Metazoa, Chordata, Actinopteri, Perciformes, Serranidae. Gene Ontology annotation, molecular function: nucleic acid binding. The transcript is spliced from 9 exons. The record is from RefSeq and is a predicted model, not a curated record. Bases 176 to 1600 code for a protein of 474 amino acids.
GAAGACAAGCACAAGCUUUGUAUCUUCGGCUGAUGUGAUUUUGUUGUGGAUUAUCUGUCUUCGUUAGCAUUAGCUAGCAGUGCUGCCAAAUAUGCCGACUGGCAGCCGGCAUAUUUUGGUUUUCUGAGGUGUAUAAACGCUCUCUAUUUUCCUCAUUCGUAAAGUCUAAGCGGAAAUGUUAAGCGUGGAGUCAUUGCAAGUGGCUGAGGAGGAGGUGGUUGAAUCCAGCUCCAACAAACUCGGUGACAUUUACACUUUUGUGGCUAAAGGCUGCUUUCCUCAGACGAUCAAUCCUUUACGGAAGAAGAACCUGAAAAGAUACGCACAGAAAUUUAUCAUUGAUGAGGGUAAGCUGUACUAUGUGGGACCCAAGAAAGACGAGAAGAGGGAGGUGGUGAUCGAGGCUGAAAGGAAGAGGCAGAUUUUUCUAGACUGCCAUUUCAAUGACAUCGGUCAUCACCUGGGCCAAAAGAAGACUGUCCACAGGAUCCAGAGCAAGUACUACUGGCUGGGGAUCAUCAAGGACGUAGUGGAUUGGAUAAAAGUAUGUGAGACCUGUCAGCUCACAGAGAGGAAUAAAAACCUGGCGAGGACGGUUCGGCCUAUAAAAGUGGAAGCACCUUGGGAUAUUGUUGGCAUUGACCUAAUAGGGCCUUUCCUAGAGACACAGCAAGGCAACACCAAUGUUAUAGUCCUCAUUGAUUACUUCAGUAAAUGGCCAGAAGCUUUUCCAGUGCAAAAGACAGAUGCUCUCUCUGUUGCGAGAUGUAUUUCCAAAUGCAUAUACAGGUUUGGUGCACCUAAAACGAUAGUAUGUACGCAGAAUGCUGACUUCUGUGAUGAGGUGACAAAACUGCUGUGCGAUAGGUGGAGCAUCAUGCAGAAGGUGUCUCCUCUGGAUCAGCCUCAGCUCAACCCGCUUCACGACUGCACGAGUCCUUUGCUGAAGGAAGCCAUAGUGCAGAUGGUAACGGAAAAGCAGGCCGAAUGGGACGACUUCCUGGACCCUGUGCUGUUCCUGUUCAGGACAUCCACCAACCCUACGACCAAGUUCAGCCCUUACUCCCUCAUGUUCAGCAGGAAAGCUAAUUUACCAAAUGAGACUACUUUGAGCCUACUGAAUUAUGACGACCAGGAGCAGGAUAUGUAUUCCACAAAGGAGAAGGCCUCAACGUAUAUAACCAUAAUGCAGGAGCAGCAGAACUCUGUGAAGCAGCUGACUAGUCUAAUCAUAUGGCAGGGAGGAAGAGUAAAUUCAGAAACCACCAGAGUGAGAUGUUGGAUGAAGAGCUGCAGACAACAGUUUCUCACUGCACCUCUGCAAACAGCUCACCUCCAACAGGUGAUCGCCAAUAUGAAUGCAGCCUACAAACAAGAGAAGAAGAAGAAUGCCAAACGCAGGACACAUAACAUGCCCUCGAUGACCUUUAAAAUGGCAGAUCCUCUGUUCGGUGCAGGGGACUCCCCCUCCCCAAAAAAACUAAAAGACAGUUUGUAUUUAUCUUUUCCUGUUGAGACAGUGCUGGCCACUGAGCAAAGCAGCUCAGAGGACAUGAAGACUGAGUUAGAGUAUCACUUGGCUGACUCUGAUGUCCACUGAGGAGGACUGUUUGGAAGAGGUGGAUCAGUGGAGCAGGACUACAUGUUGUCAUGAGCCUCCUGACGUCUUAGACAGAAGAUGGAAAUCCAGAUGUUGGUGAAACGAGUGUGAUGAUUUGUGUUACUAAUGCUAAUGCUGGUUGAACACAAUCUUGGUUGGUGUUUCACUCGUAGAUGAAUCUGGCAUUUAGAAAAAGAAUCCACUGGCCAAAGUAAUGGCAGUACACUUUGACCCACAUGAAUUAUUGAGCUUUUUGUUCUGUUUCCCUUUAAAAAACAACCAAAACAUUUCCCUUGAAAUGAUAUUAACUUAUUCUUUUUUUCCACUGUGUCAAGCAAUAGAUUUUUAAACAACAAUGCUUAAAAUUAAAGGUAUUGUUUAAUUUGUGUGACCUUGGUGUAAUGUCAUUACCUGAUGGGAAGUCUGAUAUUGCUUAAAGACGCUGAUUAGUGUUAGUCUGUGGAAUCUCUUGCUUGUGAGAGAAGGUCAUAGCACACAUAAAGAGGCUAGCUGCCUCUGUUGUUAGGUAUGGUCUUGUAUGCCUAAAAUUAGCCAGGUUGAAUUUAAUAGUUCCGCCCACCCUUUUAACAUGCUCUUUAAACAACAGAUUUGAAUCAAGGAUUAUUUCAAGAUAUUUAAAGUAAGAUAUCCCUGACCUUUGACCUUUUUUUACUUUAACAAAAACAUUGGGUUGGUGAGUGGGUUUCUGUGUGAAAACACAGUUUUGUUUAUCUCCAGGUGUAAAUAUGAACUGCUUAAUCAAUCAGAUAGUUUGUUUUUAGCAUACACAUGAAGAACUGUGUCAUCUUCAUAUAUUUGUUGAUAGAUGGGUAGAGUAAAAGCAGGUUGUUAAUGUACAAGCUGAACACAGUAGGGCCCAGUAUUGAUCCUUGAGGAACACCAAUGUUACAGUUAAGGUAUAUUGACUAAGUAUUGCCAAUACAUACACUAAUAAUUUUAA